CGUUUGAUGUUUGAUUGAUGCUGAGCAGAAUUUCCGACUAAUGCCCUAACCCGAAUUCGAAACCCCUCUUUCAUCUCUAGUUCCUCGUCCCGUUGGCGAGGACAAACGAACAGGCCGCAUGCACGAUGGCAUUGCACAUUUCAGAUAUUUGACUCUGGCUGGAGCUCUCUCUCUCACCCAACGCCGGUGCAUCCUGGAUCGUCUGAUAUGUCCGACAAGACGAGAGCCCCUCACGGCUCUCCGAUUAGCUGGACGAGUCGACUGGCGUUCGUGAGGGCUGGCGGCGCGGAGACGGGCCUCGGGAAUGGUGAGACAUGGAAACGUCUUGGCUUGGUUCCCGAGGCGUGGCAGCCCGGGCUUUAGGUUCUCCAUUAUACGUUUGGCCCGUCGGUUCGACAGGGCCAGGCGCUGGUCCUGGUAUUUACUCUCCUCUGUGCCCUCAGUGGUGGUGAGGCGCGCAAAGAUGCACAAGUCAAGCCAUGAGUGGCAUCCCAGCCAGGGGCCCCUCUGCCCCUCGCAACAACUUGAAGCUCUUCCGCUCUCCCCGGCCUGGGUUGCGUUGGUCGGACAUGAGCGUCUGGACUGUGCUGUUUGUCGAACCAGGGAUCGCCGCCCACACGAGCGCCUUGUAAACCGAGUGCCCCGCACUUCGGCAAUUGAGACGCCUUCGUCUCCCAUGCAUGUACACUGUAGGUGGCAUCGGGCGCAAAUGAUCAUUAUCGCGCCUCUCUUUAGGGUCGGGUCUGGGAAUGGCGGCUUGCUGGUGGCGUCCGGGUCCGGUACGGCGCGGUGCCCGCACGUGGCGAAGGAUAAAGAUGGAGCUGGCCGGGCAUCGUCAUCCGGGAGAUGCCAAUCGUUACCCUACCGAGCAAGCGCGUCGCCAGCGCUCCGGGUAUGGAUACUUCGUACAGACCUACGCCUUAAUUCCAUUCCCGCGAGGCGGGCUAGGGCACGCACAGGUCCCAGCUUACCCAGCUAGAACGACGAGUGCUGCAUCUUGGCUCCAACCCCCCAGGCCAAAGUUUCUCUGCCGUGCAACAUACGAAUCCGUAUGACGGCGAUCUGGAACGUUGGACAGGCGGGAGGGAGAUUCAUGUGCGCUUGGACGCGGGAAUAUCCAGUCUUCCCGUUGGUCUCAAAGCAAACCAAGUGGCACAUCUAGCCGUGCGGUAGGCUGCGCUCCGGGCUCUUAGUUGCGGCUAUAGCCUCAAGGCUGUUGGAACAA
This is a messenger RNA of Colletotrichum navitas, 1225 nucleotides long. RefSeq lists its product as uncharacterized. The record is from RefSeq and is a predicted model, not a curated record. The transcript has a single exon. Lineage: Eukaryota; Fungi; Ascomycota; Sordariomycetes; Glomerellales; Glomerellaceae. The coding region runs from base 305 to 979 and encodes 224 amino acids.